Folsomia candida is the source of this 4603-nucleotide messenger RNA. RefSeq lists its product as uncharacterized. The transcript has 4 exons. The record is from RefSeq and is a predicted model, not a curated record. Bases 140 to 4492 code for a protein of 1450 amino acids. Gene Ontology annotation, biological process: protein refolding; cellular response to unfolded protein. Gene Ontology annotation, molecular function: heat shock protein binding; ATP hydrolysis activity; ATP binding. Gene Ontology annotation, cellular component: cytoplasm. Lineage: Eukaryota; Metazoa; Arthropoda; Collembola; Entomobryomorpha; Isotomidae.
ACAAUCUUUCCGGCAUCACGUAAGCGCAUUUGCAUGCAACGCUUCAAAGUUCCGAGACGCGGACAUAAUUUGCAGCAGAAAGUUGAAUUAUUCUAAAUUCAUACUGCUGAAUACGACUAAUGUAAGCAGAUCCAUCAAAAUGUCGUCCAUCAGUGACAACCAAUAUGUCAUCUCCACACUGGUGGAACUCCUCCCGAAUAACGACCCUGCUGCUCUACCCCCAUUCCGUCUUUGUGAAGCAACGCUUGCAGAUUUGGAGCAGUCCACCUCAGGACACGACAUCGUCCUAGUCUCGGAGAUCGUAUUUCCCGACGAUCCAGAAUCCUCCAUGCUCCACGAAAUUCUCAACGAAGAUGUCGAGAUGACCGAUUCACUUAUUCUUGCACAAGAUGCCAUGACCUCGCCUGGAAGCAUAACUGCAUUACGACUGCCAACUACCGAUCAAGAAGAUGGAAAAGUUGCACAAGUAGUUCUUUUAACGGUUUUAUGCACUGGACGCCCAGAAGUGGAUACAAUACUGCUUGGGUUCUGCUUCUUUAUUUCACAUCAUGUCGUAAUUUCCGAGCGUAUCCCACUCUCUCGUCAUGCAUCAAUAUUCAUGCAAGCUUUACAAGUAGAGGAUGAUAACAUGGCAAGUUAUUCCUCGAUUGUGGAGAAGCCGUGUAGUCCGGCACAUCUUAAAAUCGUAAAAUCCUCCAACCCGGAAGUCCCAUUGUCUGAAGAGGAAUUGCAAAAAUUGGAAAAUUUCUUUGCCAGCGUUCAAUUCUUGGAAGUACCAAAUCCUCCGGAUAAAUUGUUGUCAGAUAUCGGAUUGCGCCACAGAAUUGCAAAUUCCGAAAAUGUCGUGCGUCCCAUUCUCACGAAAUAUCAAAUUUCCCAAUCACGAUUUAAUACGAUUAAAACAUAUUUUACGAAUGCACGCUUAAAUUCUACUCCCGAAAACUUGAUAUAUUCUGCAUCAUCUGCUAAAGAAGUACUUGCGCAUCUCGCAGUUCAGCAUAACGCCUUUCUUGGGCAGAUAUUUGAAGCCAGCAUAAUAAAAGGUGGGGUUGAACAAUGUCAUAAAACUCUGAUGGAUGAACUGCUCGUCGUUUUCAACCAUGUUGUCCAAGUCGGAACCCCGUCUCAUAUUUUAUCGGCCAGAGAUGAACUCAUAUUUACGAUAAAAACUCGCUUCGCUGACGGAAACGACCAACAUCAGAUCAAGAGAUCGCUAGCAAGCAGUUUAAUUCAGACGAGCUGCUCCAAUUACGAGGAUAACAUGACAGAAGAACUUUCCCCGUCGCUCUUCACUUUGCCAGAAGUACUGCUCGGUGCUAGUACCAUGUACAAACCUAAUACGAUUUCUACAUUUAAACUGACCCAUGCAUCAAAAUUUAGCGAUAAAGAGCUCCAAAUUCUACUCUCUGAAUUAUCCUCGGAGCUCGACACCAGGGAAAAAAUAAUCCUGGACAACAACGAAAAACUGUAUAACGCUGCUCUUUCACAAUCAAACGAAACGGUAAAGUUCUCCUCGCAAGCGUACUCCACACGAUUAACCAGCAGCAUCUGGCAGCCCGGCCAGAAGUCCAUUCCUGAAGAUAUGGACACAAAAAUAGAAGAAAUUAAUAAAGAGAUCAUUAACCGAUUUGAAAAAAUGAACAUUUCUGGACCUCCGCAAUUUAAAAAGAAUGUUACCAAAGCUUUGGAACUUGAAAUGUACGACGUUUUUACAGCCUGGCACACGAGUUAUAAACAAUUUAUUUCCUCCAUGCAGAAAGAGAGGUGCGCAGAGAAUGAGAAACUGUACGACGCCACAACCGCGGAAGUCCUGACUAUUGCUGCAACGCUUAAAAAUAUCAACGACAUCUACGCCUCCCAGGAAGAGCUGGUUUCCCGGUAUGAAACCGAGUAUCGAAACAUUUCUAAAGAAAAAUCUUUAAUGCCGCACGAGGAUAAAAUUGAGCUCGAGACGAAUUUCAUUUAUGAGCUGAAGAACAGAUUUCUCUCCGCUGCGACGGAAGCAAUUAAAAUUAGGGGAGAACAAGACAAGCUCAUCAAAACAGCGUUGAAAACUGGCUUCAAGCUUUACGUCGACCAACUGAAGUCUGCAGUGACACGGGAAGAUUACAUUCUAAAUCAGGAAGCACUACAAGACGCUAAUGAGACUUGUAUGCGAAACGUAAUUGACCAUCUUUUAAAUAAAACUGGUCCCAUUCGACAUCCAUGCAUGAAAGAACUCAUGACCCAAUUGAAAGCUAAAAUUGAAAAAUUUCUCUGCCAACGGGAUACUGAUUUGCGAAAAGAAUUGCAAGAUUUCAAUAAAGCGAUGGGGAUCGCGGAGGAUAAAAUCAUUGCAGAUGUUCAAACCAUUCUUUUCUCGAGGAUGGACACUUGUACCACAAUGUUAGAAUUUGAAAGUUUAAUUGAAACGCAAAUGCGACUUGGAAAAGAAAAAGUGAGACAAGGAAUGGGAGGAAUAAAUGAAAAACUGGUGACCUUGAGACUUGGUCAUUUUGAACAAUCCUACAAAUUGAUGACUACGGAUGUCAAGGAUGGGUUUGAAAUCUUGCUGGAAACAAGAGCAAAAGAAACUGAGACAGCGAUUCGAGAUGCGCGAGCUAUUUACGAUACAGAACUUAAAAAAUACGCACACAAUUUAAAAUUUCAACGAAGGGAGGAUCUCAUUGAUGCAAAUGAGAAAAUUAAAACACUGAUCCUUCGAAGGUUGGCAUCCAGCAGCAAGAAACUCCUCCCCGUCCAGCUUAACGAGGUAAAAUUUGCCCUUGACCUGACCUUCAAAUCGCACAAGAAAGAGUUUGACAAAAACUUUGCGACUGAUUUAUCCCUUGGAAUCGACCUUGGCACAACGUACACCUGCGUCGCUGUUUAUCAAGGUGGUGAAGUUAAAAUCAUUCCAAGCCCCGUGGGACCUUCAAUUAUUCCAAGCUGUGUGAGAAUGAAGGAUGACGGAUCAGCCGAAAAAGUGGGAGUCGAGGCAAAAGAAACAGCGUUUGAAUACGUGGAAAAUACUGUGUUCGAUGCUAAACGAAUACUCGGGCGGAAAUUUAAUGACCAUCGUACCCAAAGGGCUAUAAAAUCAAGUCACAUAAACAUCGUGAACCAAGGUGGAGCCCCAAAAUUUACGAUUGGUUCUAAUUUGAUCUCGCCAGAACAAAUAUCUGCCGAGGUUUUGUCAGAGAUGAGACGCAUGGCAGAGGAGCAUUUAGGAAUGCAAGUGACGAAAGCCGUAAUCACGGUGCCUGCAUACUUUGGAGACACUCAACGCCAGGCCACGAUCGACGCUGCGAGAUGUGCAGGUUUAGACGUCCUGGCGGUACUUCCUGAACCCAUCGCUGCUUCGGUCGCAUUCCGCCUUGAUGAGUGUGAGAAGCCUUUACGACACGUAUUCAUCUACGACCUGGGUGGUGGCACUUUUGACGUAUCGCUGCUGAAAAUCACCAACGGGGAAAUUGAGACGCUCGCCCUCGGAGGUGAUUCGUACCUUGGUGGACGCGACUUUGAUCAAAACAUGAUGAAAUAUUGCGUCGAAGAAUUUAAGAAGAAGAGCGGCAUUGACUUGAUGAAGGGGAUCGAUGCUACAAGUGCUUUGGAGAGACGAAGUGUCAAACGCAGGCUGCAACGCAUACAAUCAGUCUGUGAGACGAAAAAACUGCAUCUUUCAGCUCUCACGUGUGACAUGGUGAAUAUUGACGUCCCCUUCCUAAUACAAGAUAAAAAUGAAAUGCUGCAUCUUAAUGUUGAAAUCACUCGUGAAAAAUUCAACCAACUUAAUCAAUCCCUAUUCGAUGAGACGAUAACCAUUGUGGACGACUGCAUAAAAAGUCACAACUUUGUGAAGCAUUUGAUUGACGACAUUGUACUUGUUGGUGGAUCCACAAAAAUUCCAAAGAUUAGAGAAAUGUUGUCUGCCUAUUUUGACGGGGCUACUUUGAGCCAUAAUGUUAACCCUGACGAGGCCGUGGCUCAUGGUGCGGCCAUCCAUGCAGCAAUUUUGAAUGGUCAGGUGACACAAGGAGAGAAAAUGUAUACGCGAAUUCAGGACAUUACGCCGAUAUCGAUUGGAGUCGAAACUCGUGGGAAGAAAUUUUCAAGAAUUAUACCAAAACAUACAAAAGUCCCGACGAAAUUGACACAAGUGUAUGUUACGACCCAACACAAUCAAACCUCCGUGACCAUUAAUGCAUAUCAAGGAGAGAAUUCAGAUACAGAGAAGAAUUCGUUCCUGGGCACGUUUAACUUGUCUGGCAUUCCACCCAGACCGGUAGGAAAGGAAAGGAUCAACGUUACAAUGGAAAUAUGUGCGAAUGGAGUGUUAAAUGUCCUCGCAGUCUGUGAAAGUACCGGUGAAGCUGGAACUAUAAAAAUCACGGCGGAUAAGCUACUACUCACUGAGGGACAGAUCAAAGACGUUGCUUCCGUGGUAGGAAGUCGGUUUGGGGGAUCACGGAUGAAGCGUGACUUAAGAUUAUCGUCAGCACUAUUAGCGUAACUCUGGAUGAUGUUAAAUGCAGAAGCUACAUAAAUUUGAUACACAUUAAUUAUUCAAUAAUUGUAAAUUCAUACAUUUAUUAUUUGUUAAUUAAAUUCGUACUACAAGAUA